CGACGGUGAUAAGUGCAUUCGAGCCUCUUAUUCGGGAGCAACUAGCCAUCAAGUGCUGUCUGAAGAACUCAUUUUCUCCUCCCAAUUGCAGAUGUGCAGAUGCGACUGUGCGCACUGCGCAUAACCCCUUAUUCAGACCGUGCUUUCGUCCGAUCACCCGCGGCAUCAUCUUGAUGCCUUGAGACCUCCAGGAUAAAGUAUUAAGUGGGACUGGCAAGAAUCAUUGCAAGAUGAUGUUCUUUUUGCCUCCUCCCCCUCCGCGCUAUUCUACACCUCUCUCUUACACCGCUGGAGUUGCAAAUGGACUUCCUGUUUCCUUGAUUGAGACAACCAACUCCCUCACACAUCCUGAGGGCGGGUGUCCCUUACAGGUUGGUGAAGGAACCUACGAACUCCGAGAUGACGUUCACCUUGCGACCCCACCUCCACAUCCCUCCGAGCCGCUUCCAACUAAUCAAAAUCCUCUGGUUACCGCUCCCUCACCGCCUACGUCCGGUGUGAAGGUCUCUCCUGUCAUAAUCGCGCCGCGCAACAACACUCCGGAUCUGUUUCGAGCAAAUACUUUAGAAAGUACGCAGUCGGAUCUCAGAAUUAUCAGAGAAAGCGAGCAUGAAGGUGCGCGCUCGUCAGAAGCCAGUAACAGCAACUGUCUUUCCAGCGCUACUGCUCCGGCGUUUGGAGAAGGCACGCUGGCCCUUACAACCUCGCAAGGAAGGGAUGCGCCUGGUGUGAAACGCCGAAAGCCGAAAAGCAGUAUCGUCAAGAGCACCUCGACCUUCAUUUCCCGCGUGAUCACGAGUGACCAUGCGCUGAAAAGGCUGGCAGAGAGGAGCCCAGAUGGGCUUUACAUUUUUGCAAAUAUCAACCGGGCUUUUCACUGGUUGGAUUUUAGUGCUAAAAACAAGCAAGAUCCACUCGCAAAGAUACUAUUUAUGAAGGCUCAUAUGCUUUCUCAUGAUGUAAAUGUGGUCACAAAGAGCGUCUCUCACCUAGAUGUUAUAAUGGGCUCUUCUACGGGUGACAUUAUCUGGUAUGAGCCAAUGUCGCAAAAAUAUGCUCGUAUCAACAAAAACGCAAGCAUCAAUGGCUCCCCUGUGAUGCAUAUCAAAUGGAUUCCAGGUUCUGAAAACCUCUUCUUAGCUGCGCACUCCGAUGGCUGUCUGAUGGUCUAUGACAAGGAGAAGGAGGAUGCGCCGUUUUCUCCAGAGGAACCCAAGGGGAGUUCGGAUUCCAUUAACAAGAAGGCCGCUUCUAGACCAGCGUUAAAGAUUUUGAAAUCUGUCAAUUCACAAAGUCAAAGGGCAAACCCGGUCGCAUGCUGGAAGAUAUCGAAUCACCGCAUUAAUGACUUCGCCUUUUCCCCCGACCGUCGUCACCUUGCCAUCGUUGUGGAGGACGGUACUUUAAUGAUUAUGGAUUAUUUAGAAGAGCGAUUGCUGGAUGUCUUCACGAGUUAUUACGGGGGUAUCAUUUGCGUUUGCUGGUCGCCUGACGGGAAGUACAUCGUCACUGGAGGUCAAGACGACCUUGUCUCCAUUUGGUCGUUUACAGAGCGUAAAAUAGUUGCUCGCUGUCAAGGUCAUAACUCUUGGGUAUCCUGUGUAGCUUUCGAUCCUUGGCGUUGUGAUGAGAGAAAUUACCGCUUUGGAAGCGUGGGAGACGACCGUCAACUUCUCCUAUGGGAUUUCAGCGCGGCUAUGCUCCAUCGCCCGAAGGCGCUGCAAGCUACUGCUCGUCAACGAAACAGCAUUGCUGCAAGCAGCCGUACUCGAACGGACAAUAACCGCGCAGGACGUGUGAGGUCAAAUUCGACUCAGACUGAUAGUCAACCGGGUAGAGUAGAUGCCGGGGUCACGUAUCACCCUGUUGAACCACGCGCAUUUACUGCACAGUUACCUCCUAUUUUGUCUAAGGUCAUCGGUGAGGACCGAGUAGCUUGGAUAGGCUUUUUGGAGGACUCCAUUAUGACGUCCUCACAUGAAGGACACAUUCGAACCUGGGAUCGCCCUAAUGAAAAAAUCAGCAAGGAGAAUGCUGAGGCAAGCACCCCAGAAGUCGAUUGAGCUCGACGAUAGUUACGUCUUGGCAUACGGAAUUCACCUCGCCCUUUUUUUUUGGUAGCUCGGCCGUUGGUCCAGGCCUUUGAUGCAUGACGAAGCUGCUUUUUUCCCAUUGUCUUAUCUCGAAACGCAGUACUUAGUUAUUUUGGGUCACUAUUUUGGAUUCGUGACUCCACUAGACCUUGAAUACCUUCCAGAACGUUCGAGGAAUA
Coccidioides posadasii C735 delta SOWgp is the source of this 2272-nucleotide messenger RNA. RefSeq lists its product as uncharacterized. The record is from RefSeq and is a predicted model, not a curated record. Gene Ontology annotation, biological process: carbon catabolite repression of transcription. NCBI's taxonomy places the organism in Eukaryota, Fungi, Ascomycota, Eurotiomycetes, Onygenales, Onygenaceae. Gene Ontology annotation, cellular component: cell division site; cell tip; nucleus. Gene Ontology annotation, molecular function: protein binding.